UCCUAUCGACAACGCUUACGCCUUUUUUUUUUUGGGAGCCUUUUUUUAGCUGUUCCAAACGUAAAUGAAUAAAAAGAAAAGUAGUAUUAGAUCAACCAACAACGAGUAUGCUGUGUCGCGCAUUGCAGGCAUGAAAGUUGUAAACAAAACCCGUUACUUUCUGAUUGAAUGGGAAGGUUAUGGCUUGAAAGAUAAUACGUGGGAAAGAGAGGACAACGUCUACUCUUCAUCCAGUAUUUCCGCGUUCAUUGAGGAUUACUGUCGACAAUCUCAUUGCCGAAAGGAUUCAAUACUCUACAUGAACAAGAAAGUUCUAUUAUAUAAUACAUACGAUCCUGAUACGAAGGAGUUUCAUAACCAUCCCAAAAAUCCUGGUCCUGUUACUUCUGUCGUCACUGAAAAUAAUAGCAAGCGGCUUAGAGAUUCCUCUGAUGAAGAAUUAAGUGAAUCGUCGAAUUCCACAAAGGAGUGUAGAAGAAGCUUACGUACGCUUUUAAUGGACGCGCCGAAGGAAUUUCAGGAUACCUUUCAAGUUGUAAUAAACUCAGUCAAGAUGGAACAUCCUGUUGAAAGAGCAGCCAAUCAUCAAAGAAAAAACAAUAUUCCUCUUUACGUCAUCAAAAACCUUAAAACAAGAGUGACCAUUUUCAACGAUGUGGACUCAGACUUACCAAACGACUUUAUCUAUGUUGACCAAUUGCAAUAUACAAGCCCUGUACUACCCCCUGAUCCAAACUUUCUGUCUGGGUGCAGCUGCACAGACGCAAAUGACUGCUCCAGUGAUUGCCACGACUCCCAGUUCUAUGAUCAGAAGGGUAGAUUAAUUGUGCCUCAUGGUACAGCCAUAUAUGAAUGUAAUAACACCUGUGACUGCGGUAUAAAUUGCAAAAACAGGGUAGUGCAACGUGGCAGAAAAGUGCCUUUACAAAUUUUUAAAACAGCGAACAAAGGGUGGGGUGUUCGAACCCUUCAUCCAAUCUCUCGAGGUACCUUUGUUGAGGAAUAUGUAGGAGAAGUUAUCACAACAGAAGAAUCUAAUAAGCGUGGCGCUUUCUACGACAAAUAUGGAUGUAGCUAUCUAUUUGAUAUGGACUUUGCUCAAAGCGAACUACCUACAAAAUAUGCAAUCGAUGCAUUCAUUCUUGGGAAUGUCAGCCGGUUCUUCAAUCAUUCUUGUUCUCCUAAUUUGGAGGUAUUUGCCGUAUACCAUGAUAGUGCUGAUGUUCAAAUGCAUCGCUUAGCUUUUUUUGCAAGUCGUGAUAUAAAGAAAGAUGAAGAACUUUGCUUUGAUUACAAUGGCAUGCAAUGCGACACUGAAGAAGAAAAUAUGAAGCAUAGUGCACGUUACUCUUGCCAUUGUGAAGCACCAAACUGCCGAAAGUGGAUUUAUAUCUAAAUAUGCAUUUAACCCAUCUUCUUUCAUUUCAAAAUCAAUAAAGCAUAAAUUACCAUAAGAA
Messenger RNA from Rhizopus microsporus ATCC 52813, 1457 nucleotides. RefSeq names its product SET domain-containing protein. Gene Ontology annotation, cellular component: nucleus. NCBI's taxonomy places the organism in Eukaryota, Fungi, Mucoromycota, Mucoromycetes, Mucorales, Rhizopodaceae. The transcript has 5 exons. The coding region runs from base 65 to 1396 and encodes 443 amino acids. Gene Ontology annotation, molecular function: histone H3K9 methyltransferase activity; zinc ion binding; protein binding. The record is from RefSeq and is a predicted model, not a curated record.